Molecule: messenger RNA, 1348 nt
Organism: Seminavis robusta
Lineage: Eukaryota; Bacillariophyta; Bacillariophyceae; Naviculales; Naviculaceae
Source: the annotation of a GenBank genome assembly
CAGCACAAUCGACGAAGACGAAGACAAGAGUAAUAGACCACCAGCAAGCAAGAAACAAUUAAAUUAUUGAGCAACCAAUAUGGGCUUGAUGGAUAUACUUCGCAUUGCCCAAGAGGGCAUCACUCACCCGUUUGGCGAUGAACGAUCCGUCAAACAAGCAUUUCCGGCGGGAAUUGACACCACGGCCGCCGAUCCGUUUUUAAUGUGCGAUUACUUUCAUUCCAAAGAAGACAAGGGAUUGGCCGAUGUGGACGAAUUUCCCGUCGAUUGGCAUCCCCAUCGUGGAUUUGAUAUUUGCAGUUAUCUCCGUAGUGGAACUGGGCGUCAUGGAGAUAGCCUCGGGAAUCGAGAAACCUUUGAAACGCCCGGAAUGCAAUGGAUGUCGACCGGAUCGGGUGUCGUCCACGCCGAAGGAGGAGGCAAUGAGAAAGGACAAGUCGUACAGGGGUUUCAGAUUUGGAUCAAUUGUCCUGCGGAACGCAAAAUGGACGAUCCUCGCUAUGGGACGGUCCCCACACAAGAUUUGCCACUGGUCGAUGUGGCACCGGGAGUGACAGCGCGAGUCUUGGCGGGGCAUGCCUUUCAGAAUAUCACUGGGCCCUUUGCGACAUCGCAAGAGGUUCAAAUGAUUGACUUGGAACUACAAGCUGGGAGCACUACCGGUUGUCUCGAUCUCAUUUCGGAAGGGCUGGAUACGGCAAUGCUCUACAUUUACGAAGGGACCAUGGCCACUGUCAACAACAAGGAGGAAUCUGCCAUUCAGUCGGGACAGAUUGUUUUGUUUGACGCGUCUUCUGACGAAAAUAGGGGCAUGGAAUUGGUUGCGUCAAAAGAAGAGGGGGCCAAGGCACUCUUGUUUGCGGGAAAGAAACUCAAGGAACCCAUUGUGUGGCAUGGACCUAUUGUGAUGAACACACAGAGUCAAAUACAAGAGACGAUCCGGGAACUUCGAAAGGGAACCUUUCCUCCCGUCCGGGUGAAAUGGGAUUACAAGCGACUUGCCACCAAGCCAAAAGGAGAGUCUGAAACUGCUAGUACUUAGCAACAGUCGAGACCAGCAGGUUGGAUAUGCCAGUUAUGACAGGGGGCCUUGGGUGCUAGUAGAGCUGCUGUGGACCGGAAGAGUGCAGCCUGAAUGAGCGUUGGUGCAGCUACCUAGCUAGCUAGUAGCCAUGUCGAUAGAACCUUCUAUUCAACCCCAAUGCCCCCUUCCCAGAGUGCGCAGAACCCACACACAAAUGUCUUAGUUGCGGAGACCAUGUGCAACUACCGUACUAUGCAUACUACCCGUUACAAAAGUUAUACUACAAACGUCCAGCCUUCAAAACGCCAGAGUGCUCUCCACAGA